Hippopotamus amphibius kiboko is the source of this 1999-nucleotide messenger RNA. It is a transcript of the gene MILR1, whose product is annotated as mast cell immunoglobulin like receptor 1. Bases 63 to 1076 code for a protein of 337 amino acids. NCBI's taxonomy places the organism in Eukaryota, Metazoa, Chordata, Mammalia, Artiodactyla, Hippopotamidae. The record is from RefSeq and is a predicted model, not a curated record. The transcript has 9 exons.
CCCUCUGUCACGUACAAGGCCCACUUACCAUUUUGAAGCGUGAGUCUCCAAACCAAAAUGUCAUGUGGAAAAAGAGUUUUCUCGUGUUCCUUUUCUCUCUUUCAGUUCAAAAGGCUGCACUGGAUUGUGAAAGAAUGAGAAAAACAAAUGAAUUCCCUUCUCCAAAUUUGCACUCACAAACAUAUGCUGUCAAGAGGGGUCAGAAUGUAUCUCUAUCUUGUUUCAUCCAGAACAAGGCACUACAGAUCACCUAUGUUUUGUUUCGGGGUGAGAAAUUCCUGAGUGUCCAGAAUGGAACCAUGACUUUAAACCUAACGAUUUCAGAAGCCAGUGAUUUGGGCCCCUACAAAUGCAAAGCCCAAGUUUCUAACUGUUCACAAUAUAGUCAUAAGUUCCACUUCGUAUUUGCUGACCCAGUGACUGCACCAAUGCUGAACAUUAGUGUUGUUCAAAGAAAAACAGACCAAUACAUAAUGCUACGCUGCAUCUCAUUCAAUGGCUCUCUGCCCAUCAAUUAUACUUUCUUUGAGAAAAACACAGCCAUAUCACCAGCUAUCACCAAGAGUGUAAGGGAGCCUGCUGAAUUUAACUUAAGCAAGAAUAACACUGGAGAAGGGAAAGAGUUUAGAUGUAAAGCUGAAAACAUAUUGCCUGACCAUGCAAAAUACAGUCAACUCGUCACCAUACCCUCAACAGGUGGAGACAGCUGUCCUUUCUGCCUGCAGCUACUGCUUCCAGGGUUCUUACUGGUUCUAAUAGUCAUAAUCCCCAUUCUGGCAUUUUGGAUGCUACCCAAGUACAAAGCAAGAAAAGCUAUGAAAGAUAAUGCGCCCAGAGUCUAUGGAAACACACACACAGAAGUUGGAAUAUAUGCAAAUAUCUAUAAAAACCAAGCAGAUGAGGAAUCUGUGCCAGGCUUAGAACCAAUGCAGUGUGUUUCCAAAGCCCAAGAUGGGACUGAGUACUCCCAGGAGAUACAUUAUGCCACCCCCGUGUUCCAGGAGGUGGCACCAAGAGAUCAGGAAACCUGCAAUGAUUGUAAAACUGGAUAUAUCUAUUCUGAACUUGCUUUAUGAGAUUUAAAGAUAGAAACUACAUCUCAGGGUUUUCCUUACAAUCUGGAAGACCAUAAAACUACUGCUGCCACUGCUACCCUUGUUGCCUCUGCCACAGCUGCCUCACCCAGAAACUGGAGCCCAGUGGAGUGUGGAGUUUUGCCACUGGAGACAUUUGCUUUUCAGCAGAAACCAUCACUUCCCUUCUACUUUCCCAUGUACAUGCAACUAACUGGUGGAAGAUAUUCACAGCCAUACCAUGGCAGCAAAGGAACUAAUUUUUCAGGAUUCAGACCCCACUAAAUAGAAGAAGGGCUAUGGUGUGGCUUAAGAGAGCCAAUCAAAAUAGCUACCACACUAGCCAAAAUAUCAAUCAAGACCGAGGGGGAAAUAAAGACAUUUUAAGACAAAGACUGAGAAGGAGGUUUCCCAGUCACAUUCAGCUGCACGAUGUACUUGAUGAUGAAGGAAACUGAAUACAGAGGAAGGCUAUAGGAUUCAAGAAGCAUAUGAGUAAACAGAAGUGUGUAUGUGCGCGCACGCACGUGUGGGAGGUGAGAGAAAGAGGUCUAUAAAGUUUGAAAACAUUAUAAAAUUACCAUGAUUUUGACAGUGUGGUAUGAGUAUGUGGCUGGACAGGUAGAAAAAUGUAAAUGUAACAGGACAGAAAGUCCAGAUAUAGAUCUAAAUACAUAUGGGAGUUUAGUAUAUGAAAAAUAUGGCAUUUUAAAUCAAUGGGGAAGAGACAAUAUUCAAUACAUUGUAAAAACUUGAGAACCAUAUUUAAUAAGUUAGAACUCCACUUCAUUCUUUAUGACAAAAUUAAUUCAGCUAGCUCAAAUAUUAAAAUAUCUAAAAAUGAAGCCACGGAAGUGCCAGAAGGAAACAGGAGGAAUUUUAUAAUAAUCUUUAAUAGGGAAAGACUUUCCUAGGUAUGACUCACA